Molecule: messenger RNA, 4950 nt
Organism: Branchiostoma belcheri (Belcher's lancelet)
Lineage: Eukaryota; Metazoa; Chordata; Leptocardii; Amphioxiformes; Branchiostomatidae
Product: malignant fibrous histiocytoma-amplified sequence 1 homolog
Exons: 4
Coding region: 435-4922 (1495 amino acids)
Biological process (GO): signal transduction
Molecular function (GO): protein binding
Source: RefSeq, a predicted model, not a curated record
CAAGGAAACACCGUGAUUCAGAAAACACGUCUAUUGUAUGAAGAUCCUUAACGUCUCAGUUACACCCUACGCCACGAAAACAAAGCACUGGACGCCUACCUGCCCACCACCCCAAGCCUGAAUUGUUUCGAUGACUCACAUGAACCAGUAAAAAUUGACGUCACUGUAAAGGUCGAUCCGUAUCCAGACAAGAUGUGGGGACAUGUCCUGCUCCAGGACAGUGGCAAGAUGGACUAUCAGAACUCUGUAAAGAAAGAAAGAGAGAGAUGGUCCCUGCAAAGUAAGGACAGUAUGCGUUGCAGACGUUUCUAUAGACACCAAGUAGAAGAGUGGCGGAAGAGACGUGAUGCUUCCCAAUCUUAUGACUGGGCGAACGAUUUCUCCUCAUGUAAACCGACCCUAGACCGUCUUGGGGGGUUGUUCAUAAAUUAGUAAUGAUGGAGAAAGUACAAAGUCCUGCAUCGCUCCAAGAGGAGGCAAUGGCGCUGGACCUUGUGCCCCGCAAAAACUGUGAUGAUCAGUGGGAGAUAGAUCUGUCUUGUCGGGGCCUUACAGAGAUACCUCCUGAGAUCUUUCACAUAACCGACGACUUACAAGUUCUAAAUCUCUUUGGAAACAACAUCGAGCACAUUUCGGGCGACAUCGGACAGUUGCUAAGGCUUAAAAAGUUGGAUUUGGGUUCCAACAGCCUAACCUCACUACCUCCACAACUAUGCAGUUUGAUCGAGCUAGAGGAGUUGAACUUGAAUGACAACCAUCUAACUACAUUGCCAGACAAAUUCGGUCGCCUCAGAGCGCUGCAAGUUUUGUAUCUAAAGGACAACGCGCUCAAAGAUUUGCCACAUUCCAUAUGUGACAUAGAAGAACUUGAGCGUCUAUACAUCACCAACAACAUGAUUGAACGUUUACCCGAUGACUUUGGAAGACUGAAAAGCCUUAAAGACUGCUACAUAAGUUCAAAUAGAUUACGAUUUCUUCCAGACUCUUUCUGUGAGAUGGAAAAUCUCGUGAAAGUGAACUUGUCUGACAACGCGAUAGAAAAACUACCCGACCGCAUAGGAAAUCUUGUUAACGUUAAAAAUCUCUAUCUCCGUGGAAACAAGCUGACGAAACUUCCAAUGUCUUUCGGCGAGUUACAAUUGCUGGAAUCACUCACACUGUCUGGGAAUGGGUUACUGGAGCUGCCAAGUACUUUCGGCGAGUUGUCCUCGCUGAAGGUGGUAUAUCUGAUGAACAAUGACAUCAAAGCUCUCCCAGAUAGCAUCUGUGAACUGAAAAAUCUACGUCACCUAAACCUCUCCAACAAUAAGCUGAGGAUGCUACCCGAAAGUAUUGGCAACAUGUCGGCCUUAAAGAUACUAGAUCUGGACAAGAACCAGCUCGUGGACUUCCCCAUAUCGAUUCAGCAUCUGGAUAACCUGCGGCAUCUGCGUUUGUCUGCCAACAAGAUAGUCCAACUGCCCAGACACAUCGGGCUUCUACGAAACAUCAGAGAAAUCGACGUGUCAAAUAACCACCUACAACAGUUUCCUAAGGAACUGUGUGGACUGCCAACUUUGCAAUCCUUGAUCCUAGAUGGGAACAACAUUUCUACAAUGCCUAAUAGCGUUCAAAAGUUGGCCAAGUUAACAGCUUUGCAUUUGAACAAUUGUAAAUUUGAGGAAAUACCCUCACAGAUAGCCCUACUGCCUUCCUUGCGACAGUUAGAAAUGUCAGACAAUAUGGUAUGUGCAAUACCAGACAGCAUAUUCUCAUUAGAUCAUUUGAGUAUUCUCAAGCUAAAUGGUAACAAGAUCCGCACGAUACCGAAACAAAUGGAAAAGCUCCAACUCGAAGUGCUUUCUCUCAGCGGUAAUUGUAUCAGGUCACUACCUGAUGAUUUUGGAAACUGCCAAACACUGAGAGCUUUGAAGCUCCUAGGAGCUGAAUUCGAUGUCUUUCCUCCACAGUUGCAGAGAAUCCGCAAUCUGAGAACAUUGCAUAUAACCUGCGACAAGCUAGGGGGAUUACUAGACCAGCGUAGCGGUGCCAAUGUACUGGGUUUCAUCAACCACGUGGAUGAUAUGGUUUUGGAGGUCAAAACAGUCAAGUCAAUAUGGACUCCCAAGAACGAUCUAGAAAGAUACCAGCGAAGAGUGAAGAAAGGCCAUGACGGUAGAGAGACUCUCAAUCUAUCUCAGCAAGGCAUCGCACAGUUACCUACCGCGGUCGUGGCCAUUGAAGAAAUCGAAGUGCUCGAUCUCACUGGUAAUCAGAUUAAGUCACUGCCAGCAGCUAUCUCCCAUUUGAAACGUCUGACAGUGUUGCGAGUCGACUACAACAAGCUUCAACUCCUUGCAGAUAACGUCUGCUGUUUGUAUAGGUUAGAAGAGUUCAGCGCAGUAGGAAAUAACCUCACUCGACUGCCUCCUGGAUUUGAAUCCCUACGGCGCCUGAAGAGAUUGCGACUAUCCCAUAAUAGUUUUGAAAUCUUCCCCCCUAACGUUGAAAACCUGAAACGAUUGGAAUGCCUUGAUGUUUCCGGUAACGUGCUGCGAUCACUACCGCAGAGAAUAGACAGACUUGAAAGCCUCAAGGUCCUGAAGGCAUCGUCAAACAAACUCACAGUACUGCCCAGUGGCCUGUUUAAGAUGACGACCAUUCGAGAGCUGUAUGUGGAUGAUAAUUUGAUCAAGACAAUCCCGGCUGAGAUCUGCGAUCUUACGAGGCUCGAGAACUUUGGAAAAGAACACGUUGACAACAAUCCUCUAACCAGCCCACCAGUUGACAUGUUUGAACAUGGACUGGAAGGACUCUCCAAGUAUUUUGACGACAUGCAUGUCUCGUCGGCAAGCGAGCUGCCGAUAGGCAAGGUCGUGCUGCUGGGAGAGGUGUUUGCGGGAAAGACUAGCCUGGCAAAUGCACUGCAGUUGGGGCAUUCUAAGUUAACCAACGUGGAGGACAGAACGGAAGGCAUCAAUGUCAACAGCACCAGGUUGGGUGGGCAGAUCCUUGCAACCCUGUACGACUUUGGAGGUCACGAGUCCUACCGAUUAACUCACCAGUUUUUCCUCACAAUGUACGCACUGUUCAUUGUCAUUGUGGACAUGAGUACUUAUAAAGACACCGCAGACUCUUUCGAACAGGCGGUAGGAUGCUGGGUAGACUUUGUUCGUGCAAGAGUGAACAGGGCAGUGGUGCACAUAGUAGGCACUAAGGCCGACAUUUGUACAGAAUCAGACCUUUCUGUAAAGAGUCAGUCUAUCCUACGGAGAUUGAAAACUUUGGGUGCGUCCUACUCUAGGUGUCUAAGGGAGCAGAUUGGGGUCAUACGUGAGGCGAUGGAGCAUUUCGGCAGCCUUCUUCCGACACAUCUUUGCUAUGGAAUGGACAUGGAAUCCCUUCAGCGACGAAAAAGAGAGUUGGAGAGGAUGUUGGAAAAUGCACCAGUACUUCCGACGACUGUAGACAUUGUCAGUUCCAGUGAGGACUUGCGUGGCAUUGCUGAGCUAAAGAAGAAUGUUGAAAGCAUGAUAAUGAACGAAGAACUUUUUCUCAGACCGAAGGUUCCACGGUCAUGGACUGCCUUAUCGAAUAUGAUAGCUGCCUCGGGCAAGGCAGCAACGCAUGGGUACAUGACAUGGUCGGACAUUGUAGCAGAGAGCGAAGGAAAUACAGGCCUUUCCGAAGACAGCACAGUGUUAGCAUUAUCGCAUCUACACAGCGUCGGUGUUGUUCUCCAUUUUAGGGACAAACCAGGUCUGGCCAAGUUCGUCUUCCAUGACCCAAAUUGGCUGAUUCGCGUUUUCGCGAUGGUCGCUAAGAACAAAAACCAAGACCGAAAACAGGAGCUCAUGUCAAUGUCUCCUAUGGAGGACGAACGGUUCCAAACGCUGUCACCAACUUUGUUCAGAAACGCAGUUGACGACCUGUUCGAGCGAGGCUCAAUGUGGGAUUGCCUUUUGAGGUGUUUUUGGCACGAACUCAAUAUAUCGGAUGACGUCUUCCAAAUGUUGGUCAACCUGCUCGAAAUGUUUGACCUGUGCUACCGGUUUUCAACGGCGUCACCUGGUUCCCGUGGUGCCAUGAACUGCUUUCGUUUCCCAUGGUUCCUAGAGAACAGCCCCACCCAAAUGUACAAAAAGCUGUGGGUAAGCUCGGCCAUCAAAGACAGACAGGUAGAAGUUAGGGUUCGGUUUGAAAUCAUCAGCUACUGCCCUGUAGGUUUGUUUGAACGCUUGUCUGUACAGAUCAAUGAUCUCGUGACUAGGGUUACCGAAUGGAAGGACGGAACUCUCGUGAGGACAUCAAACGACAGGCUCCUGUUGCUGCAGCGCACGAAGGAACAUAACGUGACGUAUCUACUUCUUGCCACACGUGUACCGGGGCGUGAGCUGGACCAAGGAUGGGCAGAUCUCAUGCCUAUCGUGAGCAAAGCUGCUGGACUGCUCAAGGAAUGGCCAGGUGUGUUGUCGUAUUUGUUCGUGGACUGCGGACAUUGUUUCGGGAGGCUGGACAGUCAGGAAUGGUCGGAUUUGUCCUCCCGGGAAAUCGGUCACUUUCCCGGAGAGGUACUGUAUACAGACCGUCCAGAUCACCUGACCUGCCCCCGUACCGGAGACGACAUCAACCCAGCUUUGGUGUACCCCUCUUCACCACCCCGGAAGUCCAAUCCAGGCCUUCUCAGUGACGUAGGAAUGUUACGCCUUGCAAAGCAGCUCGGGAAGGAAUGGAAAAGUCUUGCCAUUGAGCUAGGAUUCACCCCGGCAGAAAUCCAGCGCUUACAAAGUGAUAACCCGUUCAGCACCGCGGACAGCAUCUUCUCGAUGCUGGUGCAGUGGAGGCGCCGCCAGGGGGCGUCAGUAAACGUAAGCGCCUUGGCAGCAGCCCUGACCGCCGCUGGCAGGAAGGACCUGGCUGACAGCGUUUUGGAGGAUCUGUGAUAGUAGUAUCGAAACAGUUACUAACGUU